UAAGAAACUAAACAAAGAAAAUUAGUUCAGCAGCCCCUCAGGAAAAGGCCAGUCAUUUCCUGAGUAGCUAUCAAACCCGGCCAGAAGCUCAUUGUUUCCAGUUUCCAGUAAUGGCAGCUAUUACCUGACCAGUGAAUGCCACUGGCCGUUUGCUAUUCACAAAGAGGAAAAACCUUCCAAGAGUGAUUCUUAAUUUUUCACACUAAAGCUUGCUUGUCGAUUGCCUCUUUUGAAGACAACCUUUCUUACCAGCUCCCCUGGUUGGACUUAACCUUCAGCGAACGAGCGUUCCCAGGUUCUAGACUGGGAAACUAUUACUCCAAGACAAGAUGUAUCUGGCUCUUCUGGGGAUGCUUUGGUUCUGUCCAAGACUGAAAGGUCAAGAAAACUCUUUCACCAUCAACAUGAUUGAGAUGAAAGCAGAGCCAGGCUGGGAGGUGGAGAAUGGUCAGAACCUUAUUCUGAAAUGCCUCGUGGACAUCAGCACCACCUCAAAGCUUCUGUCCCCGCACCAGGUCUUCUUUUACAAGGAUGAUAUUCUGCUCAAGAAUGUUACCUCCUGGAAUAGAGAAGAGAGCUUUUUUAUUCAGGCUGCUCGGAUAUAUGACAGAGGGAAUUAUAAAUGUACGGUGAUUCUCAACAACAAGGAGAAAACCACAAGAGAUUACUCUCUUUCAGUAAAAGGAGUACCAAGUCCCAGGGUUACAGUGGACAAGAUGGAAGUGAUGGAAGGAAGCAUGGUGACAGUUGAGUGUUCCGUUCCUGAGGAGAAGCCCCCGAUAUAUUUUAUAAUUGAAAAACUGGAAAUGAAUAUCAGUAAGCAGAGGAAAGAAAAGAUGGUCCUGAAUAAAAAUUAUGUGACACUGGAUUUCCCAAUAGAAGAACAAGACCAUGUUUUAGUUUUUCAAUGCCAGGCCAAGAUCUCUUUUGGGAAUUUCUUGGAGGCCUCAGAAUUCACAAAGAGUGACCUGGUCACCGUGAGAGAAACCUUUUCGAUCCCUAGUUUCCAAAUAAUACCCGAAGGAGAGAUCACAGAAGGAGACCCGCUCAAACUUAAAUGCACAAUCCGAGUGACGCAUAUGUUUCGGGAGAACCGAGAAAUCAUCAUCCAGAAAGACAGAGAGAUUGUGGCAUAUACUAAGCAAGGGACAGAAGUUACUUACUCUCCUCCACUAGCCAGAGUGGAACACAUUGGGAACUAUACCUGUAAAGUCGAAUCCAGCAAGAUAUCUAAAGUCAACAGUGUUUUCAUCAACAUCACAGAGUUAUUUUCCAAACCUGAGCUGUUGAUUUCUUCCAACCAUCUGGAUGAAGGUGGGAAGCUAGACCUGUCCUGUCAGAUCUCAGGGUCCCCACUUGCCAACUUCACCAUCCAGAAGGAGAAUACAACAAUAACAAAUUCUCAGAACUUUACGAAGAGGGUCUGGGUACAUGACAGUGGGACAUACAGAUGCCUUGCUGCAAUCCGCAAUGUCAUCAAGGAAAGUGAUCCAGUACAGUUAUCUGUUUUUGAAAUCGUCUCUAAGCCCAGAAUUUUUCAUAACUCAAAAUCUGAAGUAAUAAAGGGACAGCUCUUAGAACUCUAUUGCCAGUCAAUAAAUGGGACACCACCUAUCAGGUACCAUCUUUGUAAAAUGAACGCAUGUAAGAGUCAUCAAGAAAUGUAUUCCAACGAACCAGCAAGAUUCUUGGACAGGCCCACUGCCACAACGGAAUAUACCUGUGUCGCAAAAAACCACCAUUCUCAAGGGUCAGUGGCUAGUGAUGUCUUGAAUGUCGUGGUGAUAGUUCCAGUUGCCAGGGUCAACUUAUCCAUUCUGCUCCAUGGGGAAGUAGAAAGUGGGAAAGAGGUCGUGCUCCGGUGCAGUACAGAUGAAGGAUCUUGGCCAAUUCACUAUAAGUUUUACAGACAUGACGUUGCAGACCCCUUUUUUGAAAAAACCUCGAAUGACACUUAUAUGAUCUGGUACAAGUCCCAUGCCGGCAAGGAGGAUGAGGGGCAGUAUUACUGUAUAGCUUCCAACAGGGCCAACAUUCAUGGCAAGAUGCCAAAGAGUAACAUUAUUACUGUCAAAGUCACUCUUGCUCCAUGGAUGAAGGGUCUUAUUGCAGUGGUCAUCAUUGGUGCCAUAAUUGUUGCAUUGAUUCUUGUGGCCAGAUGGUACUUUCUUAAGAAAGCAAAGGCAAAACAGAUGCCAGUGGAGAUGUCCAGGCCAGGACCACUCCUGAACUCCAACACUGAGAAGAUGCAAUCUGAUCCCAAUGUGGAAGCUAACAGUCACUCUGGAUACAAUGAUGAUAUUGGGAACCAUACAAUGAAACCAACAAAUGAACAUAAAGAACCUGACCAUUUGAAUAUGGAUGUGGAAUACACUGAAGUUGAAGUCUUGACGCCUGAUCUUCACAGAGCUCCUGAAAGGAAAGGAACUGAGACUGUUUACAGUGAAAUCAGAAAGGCUGAUUCAGGGGAGAACAGGCAUUCUAGAAUAGAAGGCUCCCUUGAUGCAACUUAGAAAACCAAUUACAGAUGUGGAUCCCUGAUGUUCCAAGAAGAUGAACAGAUAUUUUCCAUGUAUCCCAAGAGCACUGUAGUACUUACUCAUGAAUCUGAUGGUCUCCUCUUGCAAACAGUGAUUUUCUCAGGCCAACUUGUCAUUUCUCAAACCCAUCCCUCUGUGUGUGUGUGUGUGUGUGUGUGUGUGUGUGUGUGUGUGUGUGUUGUUAAUGUGUUACAAAGAUUCUAGAGAAAGAAAAGUGCUGCUAUAAAUUCUGGGUCCCAUUCCAUUUCACACUUUAGCCCUCUCCAGAGGAGUUGGGUCUUAUUGUCACUGCUUCCCAGAUCUUGGGAAAAACAGAACAGAAAUAGAAGGUUCAUUGUUCACGGUCCAUUGGGGGUCUUUUGAAACUUGAAUAUUUUGUCCUGUACAGAGAUAGAGACCUUUACAAAGUGUCUACAUAAAAAAACCAUUUCUAAUUUUAUGGUAAACUGCCUGUUCUAAGAUAAAGGUCCUAAAGCUUUGGGGCUUAUUUUUCACAUGUUCCUUCUCAUCCUUCAAAGGGUCCAUUGUUUUGUGCAAACUUUGUCUCUCCUGAAAUACACAAUGCAGAUCAGAGCAGAGAAAGGUGACUCCUUCUGAUAUGCUCAGACUGGGAACAAAAAAAGUCAAGCUAUUGUCAAUGGAGAGCUACUUUUUGGGAAUGUGAUAGUGUGGAGACAAGGCUCUUAUGGAACAGGGCAAACAUAUAGCAUUUAAAAAGUAAACUGAAUGAAGCUCAGACACUCUUAAGCAUGUUUCUUUACUCCUUUUCUCUCUUUUCUUUCCCCCUUCAAUUUCAAUGAAGGCUGGAAGACAGAAGCUAUGAUAGAGGGAGCCUCCAGCAAAUAUUUUUCUUUUAGCAAGUUUAAAUUUCUUACUAAUUCUUUUUCUUUAAUUUAUUCCUUGCUACAGAAAUUCUUGCUUACAUCACCAAAUUAUUUCAUAUUGUGUUUAAGACGGGCAGGUGCCCUUCUACUACUUUGGCUCUGGAGUUCCAUCUGGAGUUCCAUCCAUACCUAACUAGAGCUGUUUCCCUCUCCUGGGUGGCUAUAGGCCUGGUUGAGGGGAGAGGGGGGAGGAAUGAAGAGUGUUUUAAUAAAUAAACUUGAACUUUCCUUCA
Phascolarctos cinereus (koala) is the source of this 3657-nucleotide messenger RNA. It is a transcript of the gene PECAM1, whose product is annotated as platelet and endothelial cell adhesion molecule 1. Lineage: Eukaryota; Metazoa; Chordata; Mammalia; Diprotodontia; Phascolarctidae. Gene Ontology annotation, biological process: cell surface receptor signaling pathway; immune response. Gene Ontology annotation, molecular function: transmembrane signaling receptor activity. Gene Ontology annotation, cellular component: external side of plasma membrane. The record is from RefSeq and is a predicted model, not a curated record.